Haemonchus placei is the source of this 621-nucleotide messenger RNA. The record is from the annotation of a GenBank genome assembly. NCBI's taxonomy places the organism in Eukaryota, Metazoa, Nematoda, Chromadorea, Rhabditida, Trichostrongylidae.
AUGGCAUUCGCCACUGCUAGCGGAACACCAUCAGUUAGCGAUGACGAAGAAGGCACAUGUGACUUGGCCCGAUUUAAUAUCUGUACCAUCUGCCAUAGUCCGACCUGCUGCGGUGGGUCCCAUAAGGUCGAUCUCGGACCAAGGAACUGUGAAAUAUCGUCCUUCAACGGCAGCUGGCCAGGCUCUAGAUUAGCCACCGCUGUGGAUCAAUUUGUUCCUUGGAGUGAAUUUCAAUAUCUACGCUGGUGCCCGAGAUGGAUUAGGGCAAAGGAUGGUAUUCCGGGGUUGAACGUAACGAUUUCAACAGGUGACGAGGUGCCUCGGGUCUCUAAGAAACCGCAACCACUUGAGUUACGCGCGGUCGUCGGGCUCUCGAAUCUACACGCCUCCCUUCGUCUUUACAUCACUACACUAAGCAUGUUCGACCUCAAAUUACAAACAUCUCGUGAACGGGAAAAGAGAGAGGAAGUAUCGAAGACGAAGAAUGACUCGUUUUCCGGAGGUGAAAGGUUGCGGAGUAAGAAGAGCGCCAGUAAGCUACAGUAUGUUUCGGAUUCCGUUCCAAUUUCCGGCUCCGAGGUUAACGAUCAGGUGGGACUUUGGGUUACACGUGAGAAAUGA